GUGCUAGCCGCUAGCUUGUUAGCUUUGCGCUAGCUGUCAAUAAGAAGAGGAGUCGCCUGCUCCCCUGUGAUGUUUGCUAACCUCAGUGCUAACGAGAAAAAAAAAAAUGCUAAUACCAUUCAUUCAGCGGCUCCAUUUGAUUUAACGACGGUUCACUGCAACAAUAAUAAUAAUAUUCUGUCUUCACAUUAAUAUAAAGAAAACACGACUCAGUAACAAUUAGUAGAUGUUGUGAUGAGGGUGACAACCUGUUUAUAUGAGGGUGAUGUACACGUCAGCCAUGCUGUAUGAUCAUAUCAGGAUCUGCUCUGGCAGUGGCUCCAUCUUUACCCAGAGUGCUUGUGGAAUGGCAGCAGUUUGGCAGCAGGUUUUGGCAGUGGACGCAAGGUACAAUGCUUACCGCACGCCCACGUUCCCACAGUUCCGAACUCAGUACAUCCGCCGACGCAGCCAGCUGCUCAGAGAGAACGCCAAGUGUGGCUUUGAGCCGGGGCUGCGCAGGCAGUACCUGAGGCUGCGCAGUCAGCUGCUGGCCCUGCGCUACGGGCCCCUGUCCGAGCAGAGCAGCUUCAGGGCCAGCAGUGUGCGCAGCUCCCGCACCACACUGGACCGCAUGGAGGACUUCGAGGAGGACCCCCGUGCCCAAGGGGCUCGUGGUCACCGCCGGUCCGUCAGCAGAGGCUCCUACCAGCUACAGGCCCAGAUGAACAGAGCUGUCUAUGAUGAGAGGCCUCCGGGCAGUUUGGUGCCCACCUCAGUGGCAGAGGCCAGCCGAGCCAUGGCAGGGGACACAACUCUGAGUGAAAAUUAUGCUUUUGCCGGCAUGCACCACAUAUUUGACCAACAUGUAGACUCUGCUGUUCCUCGGCUGCAGUUUGCCAAUGAUGACAAGCACCUGCUUGCUUGCUGCUCACUGGAUGGCACCCUGUCCAUCAUGACGCUGUCCCCGUCUCCUCCCAGUGUGAAGGUGACACUGAAAGGUCACGGAGGUCCCGUCACGGACUUUGCCUGGUCUCUGAGCAACGACAUCAUCGUUUCAACAUCACUGGAUGGGACUCUGCGUAUCUGGAACACAGAGGACGGACGUUGCAUUCGAGAGGUCAGAGACCCAGAAUCCAGUGAGCUGCUCUGCUGCACGUUCCAGCCGAUGAAUAACAAUCUUACUGUGGUGGGAAACAGCAAGCACCACCUGCAGGUGGUGAACAUCUCCACCGGGAAGAAGGUGAAGGGGGGCUCCAGUAAGCUGACAGGCCGCGUGCUGUCUCUUUCUUUUGAUGCUCCGGGCAAGAUCCUUUGGGCUGGAGAUGACAGGGGGAGCAUCUUCUCAUUCCUCUUUGACAUGGCCACAGGGAAGCUGACCAAAGCCAAGCGUCUGGUGGUGAAUGAAGGCAGCUCCAUCUGCAGCAUAUCUGCUCGGUCCUGGAUAAGCCGAGAGGCCAGAGACCCCUCCCUGCUGGUCAACGCCUGUGUCAAUAAGAUGCUGCUGUACAGGGUGGUCGACAACGAGGGAACACUACAGCUAAAGAGGAGCUUCCCCAUCCAGCACGGCUCCCAGCUCGUUCAUAGCAUCUUCUGCCCCCUCAUGUCGUUCAGACAGGGGGCCUGUGUGGUGACCGGCAGCGAGGACGCCUGCGUCUACUUCUUCGACGUUGAACGCAACACUAAGGCGAUAGUCAACAAGCUGCAGGGUCAUGGAGGACCAGUGCUGGACGUCAGCUUCAACUGCGACGAGAGUUUACUGGCCUCAGCCGAUUCCACCGGCAUGGUCAUCAUCUGGAGGCGGGAGCAAAAGUGACUGAUCCACCAAUGAAAAUGCUUCCAUCUACUGCUUAAAAAGGCCUGCUGCUGCUCAACCGUCCAAUUUCACAAGUCUGCAGAUUUUCACUGGAAUGUAACAGGUGGCAUUAAAUGUUUAAUUUAACGAUAAGUGCAAUCAGAUUGAACGAUACGCUGUGUAGGUGGAGGGGAUGUUUUGGGGGGAGGGGGGUAAAUGUGUAUGUGUGUCAGUACUCCUACAGCUGCAGCUGAGAAAUAGCUUUUGGACAAAGAAAGAAGAGAGAAGCACUACUCCCAUGCAUGUGUCAUGGCUUACCUCCGACGGAAAUGACUGAAUUCAUGUGAAGAGAAUAGGACGUAAUCUUCUUGAGAAACCAACACUGUAGCGCACUGACAGUCCCUCUGGCAUAGAUCUAGUUCACUAUUUAUGUAACUGUUACUCAAGCAGUGUAAUCAAGUGUAGUGAAACCGCCUUAUUUGCUUUCAGUUCUGCAAUUGCCUGUUUGCAUUUGACCACCUGCAUGAUAUUGAACUCCGAAUCGGUCAUAGGCAUAUCAAAUUGAUGAUGACGAAAAAUAUACAAGUGUGUUUUUAAGUAUGUGUUUGUACUUAUCUGUGUGUGUGUGUGUGUGUGUUUUCGGUUUAUGCUGAUUCCAGAUUCAUAUAAGUUAUUU
Molecule: messenger RNA, 2450 nt
Organism: Paralichthys olivaceus (Japanese flounder)
Lineage: Eukaryota; Metazoa; Chordata; Actinopteri; Pleuronectiformes; Paralichthyidae
Source: RefSeq, a predicted model, not a curated record